Messenger RNA from Bombus huntii, 1573 nucleotides. RefSeq lists its product as uncharacterized. The coding region runs from base 541 to 951 and encodes 136 amino acids. The record is from RefSeq and is a predicted model, not a curated record. The transcript is spliced from 4 exons. Lineage: Eukaryota; Metazoa; Arthropoda; Insecta; Hymenoptera; Apidae.
CAAUAUUGGCAGACAAUAUUUAUUUUAUUAAGGUCAUAAAGGCAUACAAAUAUGAUGCAAGAUUUAUUGUUCAAUAUACUUUCUAUCGAUACGAUGGUAUAGUGGAAAUUCCACGAGAUUUAUGUUCUAUGUGUCUGUUCUAUGUAUGCACAGAUUUUAUGGUUUCGAUUCUAUCCUAUCUUUAAUACGUUCUAUACCAACUAUUUUAUCUAAUUUUUUUCUUGUAUUUUUUCGUUUUUCCUUCUUUUUUUGACUCAGUAUUUAUUUUCAUAGAAAUUUCCCGUCUUGUUUCCUCCUUUAGUUAAUCGAUCUGCUUCGAAUAAGUAUCAGCAAAAAUUUCAUUAUUUAAUAUGUCUAUCUUAUAUAAUGCACGAAGAAACUCGGUAGAUGGCACUCGGUAUAGGGAGAAGAAAAGUACCAACGAAUUAACUUGUUUGGCGUUUUUAAUUUAUUAAUGGACAUGAAUAGAGUUUCACAUCGGUUUGCCUAGUAACGGCGGUUUUCAUUAGUUCGUUUGAUUAAUAGGUUAUUUCAGAAUCAAUGCAUUGCGUAAUGGAUCUCAUUCAAGGCAUAUCUCCUUUACCAGUAAUGAGAUUCACUCCACAAGAACAUCCUGUAUUUUCUAAAUACUCGUGUGUUUGCGACUGCGCUACAGUUUGGAAAAUUGUAUUGGCAGAGAAUUGGAGGGAGAAACGAGAAACUUUAUUUUCGAAUUAUAAAGAAAACGUUACGUCGACGUAUAACGUGAUCCAUUCGUAUGGCAACAACGUCAGAAACGAGGAAGCGCGAAAGAGCGGCGGGAGAGCAUCAGUGAAAUUGGAUAGUUUAUGGUCAGCCGCGUCCGAAACAAACACGCUAGAAACAUUAUCUCUCCAGAAAACUUCUUACAGGAAAAUCGAGGGCAAUAAAAAUGUGCCAAAUUUGUAUCUCUUCGGGCAUCUAAAAUUCUAAUAAGACACCAUGUAAAUAUCUUAGAGUAUCGUGAAAGUGCAAACAGUUAUGGCAAAUAUGGCGGCGAAGUAGUAAAAAGCGAAUUAAAACUUUUUAACUUCAAACAGAAAUGCAAGUGCUAUUUUAUAAACAAAAGUCGAUAUUUAUAUAGCGUGUAGAAGCGUGUUGCUGAAAUUGUUAACGAUAAAAUUCGAUAAAUUAGGGUAAAGUAUUACAAUGCCAAUAUUCCAUGAAAUACGUCUCUAAUUGAAUUUUAAGUAUUUCACUUACAUUUUCUACAACUUCCCCAUUACAUUUACCACAGAUGAUAUCGUACUUACAGAACAAUGUUAUAUUAGAGUUUCAGGUGUGCAAAGAAGUACGAAUUUGGCAUUCCCUCACCAUCCUCCUUUGACAUUGCCGAUCGAGUUGCUUUUGUGCACAGUCUGUUCUUCAAUCAGUCAUGCCACGUACCUUAAACUCUCUGCCAACAACGCAUUGAAGAAUUUUAAGAGUUGCCUGUAACGAAAGUAACUGCCUUCUUCGAUGAUAUUUCUCUUCCUCGAGCAUUUUCAAAUAUCCAUCCUACGAUGAUAACCGUGUUGUACGACUUUCAUUAAAGGUGGCUGCUCGUCACUGGGAA